AUGUGCUCUGACCUCUAUUCUGACUGCGGCACAAACUUUGUUGGUUCUAAUAAAGAACUCAAAGUUCUACAAAGAAGAAGUAUUGAAUCCCUACCGGAAGAUCUAGCAAACCUUCUCGCUAACAACGGUACAAACUGGCACUUUAUACCACCCGCUUCGCCAAACUUUGGAGGUCUCUGGGAAACUGGUGUAAAAUCUGCAAAACACCAUUUGAAACGCAUUAUGGAUAGUCGAAUCCUAACCUAUGAGGAAUUGUCCACUCUCUUGACUCAAAUUGAAGGAUGUCUUAAUUCCAGGCCGCUUUGCCCCAUUUCAACUGACCCAGCAGAUUGUGAAGCCUUAACUCCAUCCCAUUUCCUGGUUGGAGAGCCAAUUUUAUCUGUCCCAGAUGAAAAUCUAUUAGACCACAAUAUAGAUAGGCUUUCCCGCUGGAAAGUAGUUCAGUUGCUCAAUCAACAGUUUUGGAAUCGAUGGAAGACAGAAUUUAUCAACCGGUUACAAUCCCGUCCAAAAUGGCUCAAACCUCAAAAGAACGUUGAAGUUGGCGAUUUGGUCAUCAUAUUUGACGAACGAGUUCCCCCAGGUCAAUGGCCACUAGCCCGAAUUACAGAAGUCCAUCCCGGUGCUGAUGGAAAAGUCCGAGUUGUUUCCCUGAAAUGCAGUGGUAAAAUCUAUAAACGUCCUGUCUCUAAAGUUGCACUUCUGCCCCAACAACAAAACUUUAAUUAA
Molecule: messenger RNA, 729 nt
Organism: Musca vetustissima
Lineage: Eukaryota; Metazoa; Arthropoda; Insecta; Diptera; Muscidae
Exons: 1
Coding region: 1-729 (242 amino acids)
Molecular function (GO): nucleic acid binding
Source: RefSeq, a predicted model, not a curated record